Schistocerca americana (American grasshopper) is the source of this 1613-nucleotide messenger RNA. Its product is annotated as zinc transporter ZIP1-like. Gene Ontology annotation, biological process: zinc ion transmembrane transport. Gene Ontology annotation, molecular function: zinc ion transmembrane transporter activity. Gene Ontology annotation, cellular component: plasma membrane. The transcript has 5 exons. The record is from RefSeq and is a predicted model, not a curated record. The coding region runs from base 401 to 1405 and encodes 334 amino acids. NCBI's taxonomy places the organism in Eukaryota, Metazoa, Arthropoda, Insecta, Orthoptera, Acrididae.
CUGAUGUGUAGUCAGUAGCUGAGGCGGUUUCGUCCACAGCACCGGACGGUUGUAUGCUUCGGGCGGAGAAGCGGCAGUCAUUCCAGCAGCCACACCUGGCGCACUUUUCGUCAUCUUGCACGGAAGAUUGCACUUUGAUGGAUACCUAAGGUGGCCACACCAAGCGUGUCUUUAGGGGUUCAACCGCCAACCGUUGUUCUCCGGUUUCCCAGCCAGUUGACCAGUACAAACAGAGUAGAGUGCAAGAAGUCUCACAGCAAUUGUGAGGCUAUUUCACAUGUUAUUUUUAAUAGAGAAGAGAAGACUGCCUUUUAUAUAAAUGUGAGAUACAUACCCUCAUUGCAAUACAGCUACAUACACUUCAACAAAUAAAGAAUAUCCUGAAGAAGAAAAAAAAAACAUGGAAAUCAAUGAAGCAAAGGGACUUGUACUUGGUACUCUAUUUGUCCUAACAUUUCUUUUUAGUAUGUUACCACUUUUACUUAUUAAAAAGUUUCGUGGAACCAUAGAUCCAAGCAAACGGCACAGGUAUGCUGUGGUCAUAAGCCACUUGAGUUGUUUUGCAGCUGGUGUUUUCAUGGCUACAGCUCUUCUACAUUUGUUUCCAGAAGUGAAUGAAACUCUUAAAAGGGCCCUGUAUUUCCUACAAAUCAAAACUGACUUUCCUGUUGCCGAGUUUGCUGUAUCUGUUGGAUUCUUUGUGAUACUGAUCAUUGAACAAAUAGUCUUGGACUAUAAAGAAAGAACGUUAACACAGGAUAUCCUUACACAGCCGGCAGAAGCGGAAGGUGAACAGUGGCUGUCACAACGUCGUAAUAGCAUAGAAGGCAUCAGUGAUCAGGUGCAUUCUAAUGAGCAUGACGUUCCAGCAGAGGAGCCAGCUGCACACUCAGUAUUCCGUUCAGUACUACUAUUGGCAGCCUUGUCAGUGCAUUCACUGCUGGAAGGUGUAGCAAUAGGACUACAGCCUGAUGUAAUGAGUGUACUGCAGAUAUUUAUUGCUGUGGUGCUCCAUAAAGUUAUUAUAGCCUUCAGCUUGGGACUCAAUCUCGUACAGAGCAGACUGAAACUUCAUGCAAUCAUAAGAUCAAAUAUUAUAUUUUGUGUUACAUCACCUUUGGGGAUAGGAAUUGCAAUGGGUUUAGAAGAAUUUAGUCAUAAUGUAAACUCGUCAGUGAUAAAUGGUAUUUUACAAGGCUUGGCUUGUGGAACAUUUGUGUAUGUUACUUUCUUUGAGGUCUUGCCACAUGAAAUCAACCAUGGAGGAAAUCGUCUCACUAAAGUUCUUGUUCUUCUGCUAGGAUUUUCAUUUAUAUGUGGGAUCUUAUUUUUGGAACCCAGUGACAGUACUCAUUCUGAGACUAGUUCCUUAACAGUCUCUGGCAGACACAUGUGGAUAAUUUAAUUUAACAUGUAUUGUUCACUUUGUUGUUAAUGUGAAGACUGUUAUACCAAGGAAACACAUGAAACAAUUGGAUAAUGUAACUUUUUUAAUUUUUUAAACUGCAAUAUACAAUUUUCUUUUGUAACUAUGACACCAAUCAUACAUAUAUUGUCUGGACUGUUAAAUAGCCCAUAUUUUGAUGGAAAAUAAAAACUGAUUCCUAAGCUCA